ACACAGUUAAAGCGCAUGCGUAUCAGUAUCGCUGUCACUACUAUUAUAGGACUAGUUAAAUGUCGCGUAGCAUUUAAAUCUAUUUUAAAAUAAAUUAAUUACACGGCUUCAAUGCAUUAACAUCUUUGGGACUGGAAUGUAUUAGCAUUAUCGGAACAGCACGAAAUCCGUAGCAGAUUUUCAGUGUCGCUCCUCUUCUCUUGGUUCUGCAGAGACAUGUUUACAUCCCAGACCUCUUCCUUCCAGGAGUCCAUCGACGUGGAUGAGAGGGAUGCUGACUUCGACAACGAAGAGAUCGCGGGAUACAGCCAAAACAUACAGCAGAUCAACAGCUACUAUGCCAUAUACUACUACCAGAACACAAGAUCUGAGGCUUCUGGAGACAGCGUGGCCUGGAGCCAGAGGAGGUCAGACUCAACCACAAGUCAGGAAGACUUUAGUCUGACGCUGCUGGACGCCAGCUUGCCCCCCGAGGCCGAGCCGGAGCUACGAAGCUACAUCUCCCGCAGACUGAGCAAGGGCGCUUUGCUCGGGGGCAUGGGGAACAUUGCCACUGUGGAGCUAAGCCUCCCUGAGCAAGCGGUGGGCUGUUACUGCUGUCUGCUGGAGCAGGAGAAAUCUCCAGAACAGCCUGAGGCCGACAGCAACGGCUGGGUGGUGUGUCUUCUCGGAGGAUCAGAGAAGGGCCUGAAUCAGUUCAGAAUUGAGCUGGACAAGUACGUCCAGGGUCUGCAGGGCUGUCUGACUCCAGAGAUGCAGAAUUUGGAGAAAGAAGUCAGUCCCUACCUGAACCGCUGGUAUGAAGAGUCAGUGAUGCACAUUCACAGAGUGGUUCAGCUGCUGCAGGGGAACGUCGGGUACCUUCUGCAUGCUGCUUUGAGUCACAAACUCGUCGAGGUCACAGGGACGGAUGAGAAGACAAAAGCAGACGUAGCAAGAUUUAUCAAAGCAGCAAGCCUGCAGGGUCUAGUUCAGGAAGACACCACCGCAGCCUCCCUCUGUAAGGCCAUCUCAGAGGACUCUCACACCACCCUGAUCAUCGACUGCUUCACCAGCCCACCUACACUCACCAACCAAGUCAGUAACCGGUUCUGCGAUGACUGGAUCCAGGCCUUCCUCAAUGCUGCUGAGCGCUUUAACCCUUUUCUUCUCCGCCAAAUCCUGGAGAACUUUAAACUUAAGGCCAUCCAGGACAUGAACAACCUGAAGCGCUUCAUCCGUCAGGCUGAAAUGAGCCACUACGCUCUGUUCCGCUGCUGUCUGUUCCUGCAGAGCUGUGGAAACGGAGACGUGCUGCUGCAGAACGCACGGGCCGAGCACAGCAGCCUUCCUGAGGCCUGUGGCAUCAUAACUGUGCUGGAGGAGUUCCUCGGGGAGCACACUCAGGGCACGCUGCACUGACACGCACCUGUCUGAGAGCACUCUGGAGGAGGCUGCCCAGAAUUACUAUUGAACACCCAUAAUCAUAACAGUGUGGUUUGCAUUCUGAGCAACUUCAACAAACUUGAAUUGGAACACUAAUUAUAGUCCAUCUUUGUGUGUGUUGAGGUUCAACAGAGAAGGAUGAAAAACAUUAUGCAGUGGUGUGCUGCUGUAUGUUGAUGUGGGGCCCUUAAAAUUAUAAACUAAAUAGAUCCUAUAAAAUGCACCAGUGAAAAAUACACGCGUGAUCAGACUUUAUUUAAAUAUUUAUAUACUAAUAUUUAAACACAGUACUGUUUAUAUGUGACAAGUGAUUCUAGGAGAUAGUCUCUAUUGUGUAGCAGUCAUUGUUUUGAGGAUGUGUGAUUUCUUUAAACAGACAGUGCUGUAGAUUUACAGAAAUAGCUCAGCAUCAGCAAAUGACGUAUUAACACUCCGCUAUAAUCUACCAUAUUAUGACUUGCAUUGUCAGGUUUAUAGUUUUUUUUUUUAUUUAUUUAUUUUUUUUUUGUGGUAAUUUGAUAAUAUUCUAUUUCACUUUAUAAUUCCUUUAAUUUAUGUUCUUGUUUGCUAUUUCAGAGUUUUUCUUACCAAAGACAAACAAAACUUCUGAUAAUCAUAGACUUGGUUGUAAAUGUAAUGUUUAAAAAUAACAGAAGUGUGAGAAAUAUAUUCCUUAAACAUCAUGUAUAUAUUGACCCAGCUGUAAAGGGCGAUAAUGUUCAUAAUUAUCAUAAUGUAUGGUUCAUCUUCUUGCUCAGAUUUGACAUGACUGUACUGUGAGUAAUUUGUUUUGUAAUUGUAAAUUUAAUUUGUGUGAGCUUGUAUAAAAGAAAGAAAUGUUCAACUCUGCAUCGACUCGCUGUUAAUCUAACUGUGAUUCUUGAAUUCAUGCAAGAAUUAAAAUAACACAUUGUGACUAAACAC
This is a messenger RNA of Carassius auratus (goldfish), 2349 nucleotides long. Its product is annotated as protein Njmu-R1-like. The record is from RefSeq and is a predicted model, not a curated record. Lineage: Eukaryota; Metazoa; Chordata; Actinopteri; Cypriniformes; Cyprinidae. Gene Ontology annotation, cellular component: trans-Golgi network. The transcript has 10 exons. The coding region runs from base 217 to 1401 and encodes 394 amino acids.